AUGGCCAAGAAGCGGAUCGCUGUGAUCGGAGCUGGGAUCAGUGGACUGGGUGCCAUCAAGUGCUGCUUAGAUGAAGAUUUGGAGCCCAUCUGCUUUGAAAGAAAUGAUGAUAUUGGAGGUCUCUGGAAAUUUCACAAAAAUACUUCAGACAAAAUGCCUAGUAUCUACAAAUCUGUGACCAUCAACACUUCCAAGGAAAUGAUGUGCUUCAGUGACUUCCCUGUACCAGAUCAUUUUCCCAACUACAUGCACAACUCCAGACUCAUGGACUACUUCAGGAUGUACACCAAACACUUUGGCCUCCUGAAUUAUAUUCGUUUUAAGACCAAAGUGCGAAGUGUGAGGAAGCACCCAGAUUUUCCUUUCAAUGGACAAUGGGAUGUUGUUGUGGAGAAUGAUGGGAAACAAGAGACUUUGGUCUUUGAUGGGGUCUUGGUCUGCAGUGGACAUCACACAGACCCCUACCUACCACUUCAGUCCUUCCCAGGCAUUGAGAAGUUUGAAGGCUGUUAUUUCCACAGUCGGGAAUACAAAAGUCCCGAAGACUUUUUAGGAAAAAGAAUCAUAGUGGUUGGCACUGGGAAUUCCGGAGUGGAUAUUGCAGUGGAGCUCAGUCGUGUAGCAAAACAGGUAUUCCUCAGUACUAGACGAGGAUCGUGGAUUCUACACCGUGUUUGGCAUAAUGGGUAUCCCAUGGAUACUUCAUUUUUCACUCGGUUUAAUAGUUUUCUCCAGAAAAUAUUAACGACAGCACAAAUAAAUAACCAACUGGAAAAGAUACUGAACUCCAGAUUCAAUCAUGCACACUACGGCCUUCAGCCUCAGCACAGACCUUUAAGUCAGCAUCCAACUGUCAGUGAUGACCUGCCAAAUCACAUAAUUUCUGGAAAAGUCCAGGUGAAGCCCAACGUGAAGGAAUUCACAGAAACAGAUGCCAUUUUUGAUGAUGGCACUGUCGAGGAGAAUAUUGAUGUUGUCAUCUUUGCUACAGGAUACAGUUUCUCUUUUCCUUUCCUGGAUGGUCUGAUCAAAGUUACUAAUAAUGAAGUGUCCCUGUACAAGCUUAUGUUCCCUCCUGACCUGGAGAAGCCAACACUGGCCAUCAUUGGUCUUAUCCAGCCACUGGGUAUCAUCCUACCUAUUGCAGAACUUCAGUCUCGCUGGGCUACACGUGUGUUCAAAGGGCUAAGCAAAUUACCCUCAAUGAAGAACAUGAUGACAGAUAUUGCCAAGAAGAAGAAGGCCAUGGAAAAACAGUAUGUGAAGACACCCCGCCACACAAUCCAAGUGGAUCACGUUGAGUACAUGGAUGAGAUCGCCACCCUGGCAGGGGUGAAGCCCAACCUACUGUUCCUCUUUCUCUCAGAUCCAAAGCUGGCCAUGGAGGUUUUCUUUGGUCCCUGCACCCCAUACCAGUACCGCCUGCAGGGGCCAGGGAAAUGGGAUGGGGCCCGGAGAGCUAUCCUGACCCAGAGAGAGAGGAUUCUCAAGCCUCUGAAGACUCGAAUUCCUAAUGAGGACAGUCACUCAUCCUCACAGCUCUCCUGGAUAAAGAUGGCACCAGUGGGCCUGGCAUUUCUGGCUGCUGGCUUAGCAUACUUUAGAUAUAUUCAUCGUAGUAAGAGGAAAUGA
Molecule: messenger RNA, 1632 nt
Organism: Microcebus murinus (gray mouse lemur)
Lineage: Eukaryota; Metazoa; Chordata; Mammalia; Primates; Cheirogaleidae
Source: RefSeq, a predicted model, not a curated record